CCUUGAUUAUUCACUCCAAUUGUACCUACCUAGGGUAACAAGAACAGUCGAUAUCUGAACUUGUGAUAUUCGAGACCUUGUGCGAGAAAGUGCAUACACAUUGCAGCCAGAAGCUUAAACUUGCACAUCAACCGAUGAUGUCGAUCACCUUGUUCUUCCGCCACACAGUUCAUGCUUGUUCGUGAAUCGGAAGCCUACAAAGGACAGCGUCUCUCAAAAUCCAGUCUCCUCCAGGAAACCUGCGAUCAUAGCUAAUGAAACUUGCGGAAAGUCGUGUCCAAACGAUCCUUUAUUGAAAUGGACAAUCACAUCCCUGAUGUCUUCAUGCAGGACGAGGGCAUUCUUCAAUCAACAGAAUCUUUCGGGCAGCCUUUAACGAACAUCCUGGGCACAGUCCUCCGCGAAGAUUUGGAUAAUUUGAACUCGGUGCAAAUUCAUGAUAAGCAAGCACAGCAGCAUGAGUAUUCACAUCAAGAUCACGAGCUUACCUCAUCCCACGAUGUGCCAAGGCCGGCGAGGUACAAAAAUCUGCCCUACGGCACUCUUAAGACUGGUUUAAUCUAUGAUGUCCGGAUGCGAUUUCAUGUUGAAGCCGUGCCAAGUGCGGAUGAUGUGCAUCCAGAGGACCCACGUCGGAUACAUGCCAUUUUUGAAGCCUUCGUCGACGCAGGACUGGCCUGGAGCGAGGGUAUCUCCGAACCUUCGACAGAGUAUUAUAUGGGCCGCAUUGACGCCCGUAUGGUGACGAAGGAAGAGGUUUGUCUCGUGCAUACUAUCGAUCAUUGGAACUGGGUUCAAUCAUUACAGCACUUGACACCGGAAGAACUUGACACUGAAACGCAACACGAGGGCGAGCCCAACGACUCGAUUUAUCUUUCGGCUAGCACCCCGUACUGCGCCGGCCUUUCUGCAGGAAGUGCUAUCGAAGCGUGUCGGGCGAUACUGUUAAACAAAGUGAAGAAUGUUUUCGCUGUCAUCAGACCACCUGGGCAUCACGCGGAGCGUGAGGACGCUAAGGGCUUCUGUUUUUAUGACAAUGUGAGCAUAGCGACCAAAUCCUGCCAGCGCGAGUUCGGCGAAGAUUGUAGGAAGGUCUUCAUUCUCGAUUGGGACGUGCAUCACGGCAACGGCAUACAGCAAGCAAAUUACGAUGACCCAAACGUGCUCUAUGUCUCGAUUCAUGUCCACAAAAAGGGAGGAUAUUACCCUGAACUCUCCUACCGGGACAAACGCGGCCCAUAUGGUGAUCAUCUACAUUGCGGAGAGGGGGCGGGCCUCGGCAAAAAUGUUAACAUCCCAUGGACCAAAGCAGGGAUGGGGGAUGCCGAUUACAUAUACGCUUUUCAACAAGUCAUUAUGCCUAUCGCGACAGAAUUCAACCCCGAUCUAGUCAUAAUCGCCGCUGGUUUCGAUGCUGCGGAGGGCGACAUGCUUGGCGAAUGCAAAGUCACGCCGGCUGGAUAUGCUCACAUGACCCACAUGCUGAUGUCGCUUGCAGGAGGAAAAGUGGCCGUCUGUCUCGAAGGUGGCUACAAUUUGGUGUCCAUCGCUCGAUCAGCGACGGCUGUAGCACGUACGUUGAUGGGAGAGCCACCAGACAGGCUCGUCAACACAACGCCAACCACAUCUGGUGUAGACGAUGUUAAGCUUGUCUUGAGGCAGCAAAGUCGAUUCUGGUCGUCGCUGUUCCCGAAAGAUCCAGCCGCGCGGGCCGCACUCACUCUACCUAGCGAGAGGAUGCACAACAUUGUGCGCAAAUGGCAGGCAGAGACGCUAUGGGAUGAGUACUCCAUGUCGCCGCUGUUUAUACACAGGGAGCAUCUCGCAAAGGAAUUUGAGAACCAGGUUCUAGCAACGCACAACUACAAGGAGGCUCGGCCUCUUCUCGUCAUUCUGCACGAUCCACCGAACUUACUGGCAUCUCCUGAUCCACGAACAGGCAAUAUUGAGCUGCACAACACAUGGCUGGCUGAUGUUGUGAAGACUUAUGUUGACCAGGCUAUCGAAUAUGGCUUUGCUGUGAUCGAUGUGAAUCUACCAAGACACGUUACCAAUGUAGAAACCGAGCUCGAUCACGAAGAUAACGACAGUAUCGAAAAUCGAUCGGUCGAGGCUACAUCCUUGUUGACUUAUAUCUGGGACAACUACAUCGCCCUCGGCGAUCCAACGCACAUCUUCUUGAUGGGUACCAAUGUCGGCCACGGAGCGAUUCUUAGCUUCAUCAAAGCAGACGAAGAGCGCGCACAGAUGAUAACAACCUCGAUUUCCUUCGUGGUAGACGUUCCGCUUCUCUCUGCCAAAUCGCAGACGAAUGAUCAGUUAGAGCGAUGGUAUCAUAGAACUUCUCAAGUGUUCAUGUCCUCGGACCAUGGCUACUGGUCAUCUGAGUUUUCUCGCAAACCCAAGAAGCGUUUCGGCAGACUCAUACAGAGCGCUGCGAACACUCUGCCAGAGAUGCUAAGCCAACACAGUCGAGAUGUAAUGAUUCGCCUUGCAGAGGAAACUGCGGAUUGGAGAGAUACACAUGCCAACGAUACAGAAAUGAGCCACGGAUUCGACGCAAAUCGAGGAUUACAGACUGGUGUUCCUGGCCAGAUCCCCGCCAUCGUAUCUACCGAAUAGGUGGUCUUUAUGGCAAGUGCAAUGACUUCGGCGCUGGAUUUACAAUAUCAGUCUUGUACGCGUGGCAAUAAAUGCAGGCAACACUGUACUGAUUUCAAAUUUUCAAAGCCAUCGUGUUCAACGCGGCAUUAUGACUGGAUGUAGCCUUCAGCAUACUCAAAGCGAGAGUGCUCUGCACGGACUCACAGUUCGCAUCCAAGGAAUGCUGUGGGUCGUAUGCGCUACCCUCGCUCUCAGACAUACGGUGCUUGUUUUUGCAGCAGUUUGCGUGGCGCUUGUAGUGAAAAGUUCGUGUUUGAUUGUGCUGCCCGGCCACCAUAGAUGAAACGCCCUCAACUUGAUCUUCGGCACAGUUGGCUGGCGAAUCAGUUAAGAGCUCAACAUAAUUGAAUGGCGUACUGUUG
Messenger RNA from Dissoconium aciculare CBS 342.82, 3026 nucleotides. RefSeq names its product Arginase/deacetylase. Gene Ontology annotation, biological process: chromatin organization. Gene Ontology annotation, molecular function: histone deacetylase activity. The record is from RefSeq and is a predicted model, not a curated record. The coding region runs from base 298 to 2622 and encodes 774 amino acids. NCBI's taxonomy places the organism in Eukaryota, Fungi, Ascomycota, Dothideomycetes, Mycosphaerellales, Dissoconiaceae. Gene Ontology annotation, cellular component: histone deacetylase complex. The transcript has 4 exons.